This is a messenger RNA of Phytophthora sojae, 1040 nucleotides long. Its product is annotated as glyceraldehyde-3-phosphate dehydrogenase. Gene Ontology annotation, molecular function: NAD binding; oxidoreductase activity, acting on the aldehyde or oxo group of donors, NAD or NADP as acceptor; NADP binding. The record is from RefSeq and is a predicted model, not a curated record. The transcript has a single exon. NCBI's taxonomy places the organism in Eukaryota, Oomycota, Peronosporomycetes, Peronosporales, Peronosporaceae. Gene Ontology annotation, biological process: glucose metabolic process. Bases 37 to 1038 code for a protein of 333 amino acids.
CCAAGCCACACACUUCAUCACCGCCCAAGCCUAGCCAUGGUCAACGUCGCCAUCAACGGAUUCGGCCGCAUCGGCCGCCUCGUGCUGCGCGCCGCCGCCAAGAACCCCAAGAUCAACGUCGUGGCCGUGAACGACCCGUUCAUCGCCACCAAGUACAUGGAGUACAUGCUCAAGUACGACACGGUGCACGGCCGCUUCGGCGGCGAGAUCUCGCACGACGAGCAGCACAUCUUCGUGGACGGCAAGCCCAUCCGCGUCUUCAACGAGAUGAACCCGGCCAACAUCAAGUGGGGCGAGGAGCAGGUGCAGUACGUGGUGGAGUCCACGGGCGCCUUCACGACGACCGAGAAGGCGUCGGCCCACCUGCAGAACGGCGUGGAGAAGGUGGUGAUCUCGGCGCCGUCGAGCGACGCGCCCAUGUUCGUGAUGGGCGUGAACCACGAGCUGUACGAGAAGAACAUGCACGUGGUGUCGAACGCGUCGUGCACGACGAACUGUCUGGCGCCGCUGGCCAAGGUGGUGCACGACAAGUUCGGCAUCAAGGAGGGUCUGAUGACGACGGUGCACGCCGUGACGGCGACGCAGAAGACGGUGGACGGUCCGUCGAAGAAGGACUGGCGCGGCGGCCGUGGCGCGUGCUUCAACAUUAUCCCGAGCUCGACGGGCGCCGCCAAGGCUGUGGGCAAGGUGAUCCCGGACCUGAACGGCAAGCUGACGGGCAUGUCGUUCCGUGUGCCUACGGCUGACGUGUCUGUGGUGGACCUGACUGCUCGUCUGGUGAACCCCGCUUCGUACGACGAGAUCAAGGCUGCGAUCAAGUCGGCCAGCGAGAACGAGAUGCAGGGCAUCCUCGGCUACACUGAGGAGGCCGUUGUCUCGAGCGACUUCAUCGGCGACUCGCACUCGUCCAUCUUCGACGCUAGCGCUGGCAUUGCUCUGACGGACGACUUCGUGAAGCUCGUGUCGUGGUACGACAACGAGUGGGGCUACAGCUCGCGCGUGCUGGACCUGAUCGAGCACAUGGUCAAGAACGAGUAAGC